Dimorphilus gyrociliatus is the source of this 1357-nucleotide messenger RNA. The record is from the annotation of a GenBank genome assembly. NCBI's taxonomy places the organism in Eukaryota, Metazoa, Annelida, Polychaeta, Dinophilidae.
AAUGGUCUCCCUCCCCCUUCCAUGGUACGUAGCCGUAGAGGAAGGGUGUCAAUUACUAGCAGCAGCGGGCUUCAAAGAGUUGAAAGAGACGGAGAAGUGGAAUGUGAAACCAAACAAUAAAUAUUACGUUACGAGAAAUAAGUCGACCCUAAUAGCAUUCGCUAUUGGAGGAAAUUACCAGCCGGGAAAUGGAUUUGCUAUCUUAGGAGCUCAUACUGACAGCCCCUGCCUCAAAGUCAAACCCAUAUCUAAGAAAAUGAGAGAAGACUUUUUGCAAGUUGGGGUAGAAUGUUAUGGAGGUGGAUCUUGGCAUACCUGGUUCGACAGAGAUUUGACUAUAGCAGGGAGAGUCAUUAUCCAGAAUGGUAAAAGCAUCGCUCAACGACUUUUCCACAUAAACAAGCCUAUAUUAAGGAUACCAAAUGUUGCUAUUCAUUUGGAAAGAGAUAUGGGAACAAAAUUCGAAUGGAAUAAAGAGAAUCAUUUAACGCCCAUUCUUGCAACAAAAAUAACAGAAGAACUUUUAACAUCAGCUAAGCCUCAUAAAAGUCCCGACUUUCCAAAGAUAGCAGAGAAUCAUCACUCAUGUUUAAUUUCAGCUAUUUGCGGAGAACUAGAUGUAUCUGUUGAAAGUAUAAUUGAUUUUGAAUUAUGUUUGACUGAUACACAACCAGCAGCUAUAGGAGGUCUCUUUGAUGAAUUUAUAUUUUCUCCAAGAUUAGACAAUCUUCAUUCAUGUUUCUGUGCCAUUAAAGGUUUAGUCAAUUCAACAAAAUCAGAAUCAUUUGAAACUGAUACUAUGAUAAGAAUGAUGAGUUUGUUCGAUAAUGAGGAAGUUGGAUCAGAAACUGCUCAAGGAGGACAAUCCACACUACAAGAACUAAUUAUGAGGAGGCUAUGCUCUGCACAAAACCAUAACGUUUUAGCUUAUGAAGAAUCUAUACCCAAGUCUUUGAUGGUAUCUUGCGAUAUGGCUCAUGCAGUUCAUCCAAACUAUACAGAGAAACACGAAGAUCAGCACAAACCAAAUUUUCACAAAGGAGUUGUAAUUAAAACUAAUCAAAAUCAACGCUACGCGACAACAGCAAUAACUGGAGCAAUUAUGAGAAAAAUAGCAGAACUGGGGGGAGUGUCCGUGCAAGAGUUCGUUGUCCGUAACGAUACUCCUUGUGGAAGUACUUUAGGUCCCCUUAUGUCUGCAAAGUUAGGAAUUCCUACAGUUGAUGUAGGAGCCGCUCAGCUAUCUAUGCAUUCGAUACGUGAAAUGUGUGAUACAACUUCCGUAAAAAUGACCUGCGAUUUAUUUGAGUCCUUCUAUAAGAAUUAUUCAUCAAUUUCCGCGCAACUAGAACUUUGA